UCCUCCAAAGUUUCAAUCCCACACAAAACGCAAAAAAAAAAAAAAAAGAAAAGUCUUAACCUUGGAAGCCAAUUAAGCGUUUCUUCAACUUUUUCACAAACCCUUUUGCCUAAUUAUCUGAUUUGUGAGUUCCUAUCACAAAAACAUUUUCCAAAUAUUGGAGUAGAAAGAAAAAGGGAAGAUGUCAGUUUUGCCUGGAAAUUCUCAAAUUUUGUACAGAGAAAUCUACCAACAACAACAGCUUUGGAACAAUGGGAGCUGUUUAUUGUUGCAAAAAAAUUGUGGGUAUUUUGGGUUUGAUAGGAGUAAUAGAAAAUGGAAGAAGAAUAUUGUUAGGAGAGAUUGGAGAGUAGAAUCUUUUUGGCCUGAUUUGUCAAGACCAAGCACGGUUGAGAUGGAACCUAUUAACGACUGUGAUCAGCUUGAUCAGAUUCUGCUUCGUUCUCAAGAGCUCUCCCGGCCUAUUCUCAUUGACUGGAUGGCUGCUUGGUGCCGGAAAUGCAUCUAUUUGAAGCCAAAGUUAGAGAAAUUAGCAGCUGAGUUUGAUACCAAAAUCAAAUUUUAUUAUGUGGAUGUCAACAAGGUACCACAAGUUCUAGUGAAGCGGGGAAACAUCUCUAAAAUGCCAACAAUUCAGGUAUGGAAGGAUGGAGAGAUGAAAGAAGAAGUAAUUGGAGGGCACAAGGCAUGGCUUGUGAUUGAAGAAGUGAGACAAAUGAUCAAAAAAUUUGUCUGAUAAAAACUACUGGGAAGUGGAAACUAUCACUCUUUUCUGUACAAUUAGCCCUUUUUUUCCCCUCUACUAUGCCAUGAUAAUGAUUAUACUCUCACUUCCUAUACAAAAAGUCAUAUUUGUACAGUAAAAGUAAUUCCAUUAAUCAGUGUUGGUGCAUCAAGCUAAAGAUGCAAUUUAAUUUGAUGAAAUUAUCAUGGCCAUCAUGCACUGAUUCAGUGUAGAUGUAUGAAGCAAUAUUGAAAUUCAUAUUGCUUGUCUGCUGGUACCAGAGUCUGAAUUCUGAUAAACUUUGAAUGCUGUCGGUCAUACAUCCAAAACAAAAUUAUUUUUUUAAUACUAGGGAUGGGAGAUUUGAAUCCUAUGCUUUGAAUAUUAUAUUUACAUUAAUUAUUGAAUCAAAUGCAGAGU
Messenger RNA from Durio zibethinus, 1144 nucleotides. It is a transcript of the gene WCRKC1, whose product is annotated as WCRKC thioredoxin 1. Lineage: Eukaryota; Viridiplantae; Streptophyta; Magnoliopsida; Malvales; Malvaceae. The record is from RefSeq and is a predicted model, not a curated record. Gene Ontology annotation, cellular component: chloroplast stroma.